CUCGCGUCUCUUCUGCCAUCAAAUUAUCUACCGAAUAAUUAGCCGUACUCGUUUUGAGCACAUACACUUUAUCGACGGAGAUUGGUGGCAAUAAAUCGAUUAAACUGACAUAAUAUUGUCGUUAUCAAACAAAAAUCUUUUGGCGAUAGUAAUUUGAGAUUUUGUUGUUUAGAUUUGUUUUCUACUGUGAGUGUAUAUGUAGUGUAGUGUAUGAUGAUAAUGAUGGGCGAAGGCGAUAUGGGUUAUGGGGAUUAUUACAACUAUGACAGCUGGUCAGUGAUGCCGCCAGAGUACGGUGCCGAUCCCGGAUAUCAGUACCGCCAACCACAGAUGGAGGAGGACUACCGGUACAAUUCAUAUGCGCUCCUAGACAGCAUGAAGAUGCCAGGUCAACGCGCAGGCUUUCAAAUCUCGGACAUCCUGGGCUUGAACGAAGGCAAGCCGAUGGAGCCGGCGGGCGGUGCUGGCCCAAUGGGUCCGUGUUCUUUGGAGUUGCCACCGUAUCCGCAGCCGCCGUACCCGCCGGAGCUGCUGCGACAUCAUCAGCCCUGGCUCAUUGAACAUCACGAGGGUGCUGGUGUUUUGGGGCAGCAAGCUAGUCCAGACAGUACUUCAAGGGCUUCCGAGAUCUCAUACGUGGGCGUGUCCGCCUCUUCGCCACCCGUCGGCGACCCCCGACAUGAACACGAGCAUGAGGAUGGCGACCAGGACGUGCACGACAUCGAGCACGACGAUGAACAUGAUCUUGAACAACACCCUGCCAAUAACACAGACCCCAAUAUAGCUCACAAAAAACGUAAACGACGAGUGCUCUUUUCAAAGGCUCAGACCUACGAGCUAGAGAGGCGGUUCCGUCAGCAGCGUUAUCUCUCCGCCCCCGAAAGAGAACACCUCGCCAGUUUGAUAAGGCUGACUCCAACGCAGGUAAAGAUUUGGUUCCAAAAUCACAGGUACAAGACGAAACGCGCUGUCCAGGAAAAAGGAGCGCAUGACUUGAACAUUGGCGGUCUGAAUUCUCCUAGGCGAGUUGCCGUGCCUGUGCUAGUGAAGGAUGGCAGACCAUGCAUUAGUAAGCCUGAUGGCCUUCCCCCUAUGGGGAUGGGUUUGCCGCCGUACCAACCGAUGCAUUCCCAGCACCCCGUCAGCAGUCACGGACCACAACCAACUGGCUGCUGGUGGUGAAAUUAAGCACACUAAGUCAAGUCAUACAUUCUGUGGUUUACUAGUCGAUAUGUCGCAGCUUAUUUGCAAGACCAUCAACAGGCAAAUGUCUGAUAACGCUACGCCGUGUUUAUUUUGUUCGACUACUUUAUAACCUUGCUAAUACGUUGCGACAAUAAAUUAUUGUGAGGAUGGAUACGUCCCAUAGUUAAAAAUUUAAGUUGGAAAUUGUUGUCCAGAAUAAAAAUUUACUCGAAUAAUAAAUGAUAAACGUAUUUGCUGCCAUUGAACAUUUUAAGGUAUCUGGAGUUCCUACUUUCGUGUAUAAAUAAUUAUUACGUAUUCUGAUCGGUGCCAACCGAUCAUGUGUUACGUACUUUGUAGGGGUAGUAAUUGUAGCCUCAGGCGUUGAAUUGUAGUCAUAAAGUACAUUCCAUCGUAAAGGAAGUCUGUAUAUUAAUGUAAAAUUUGACGAGUAUUAGUUAAUUAAUAUUAUGAGAAUUGACCAGAUUUUAUCAAAUGCAAUAU
Hyposmocoma kahamanoa is the source of this 1689-nucleotide messenger RNA. Its product is annotated as homeobox protein vnd-like. NCBI's taxonomy places the organism in Eukaryota, Metazoa, Arthropoda, Insecta, Lepidoptera, Cosmopterigidae. Gene Ontology annotation, biological process: regulation of transcription by RNA polymerase II; cell differentiation. The coding region runs from base 211 to 1182 and encodes 323 amino acids. Gene Ontology annotation, cellular component: nucleus. The record is from RefSeq and is a predicted model, not a curated record. Gene Ontology annotation, molecular function: RNA polymerase II cis-regulatory region sequence-specific DNA binding; DNA-binding transcription factor activity, RNA polymerase II-specific. The transcript has 3 exons.